Molecule: messenger RNA, 2560 nt
Organism: Dermacentor albipictus
Lineage: Eukaryota; Metazoa; Arthropoda; Arachnida; Ixodida; Ixodidae
Product: macrophage mannose receptor 1-like
Molecular function (GO): signaling receptor activity
Source: RefSeq, a predicted model, not a curated record
AGGCUGUAGCUGUGCGGCCAGCUUCAACAGUGGGACCAGUCCGCCUGAACGGCGCGGAAAACAAGCAGCUGUUCUUCGCGGAUUCAGAAGAAUUCUUUGGGCGCACGUUUCUUUUUUCGCCGUAGGAACCACUAUGAACGCCGCAUUUAUUGUAAUCACGCUUUGCUUCGUUGGAGCAUCGUCGUGGGAUCCCUCUGCAAGUCGUCCGUUCCAUAGUUACAACAUGCAGCGAAAAACGGCACCGAAAAUAGAUUUCACAACAGAAGGAUAUUGCCCCGAAGACUGGGUAGCUUUCGGCGACAGUUGCUAUUGGUUUGCCAACAAGGAAAGCCGGCUAAUGCACUUCCAAGCCAUUCGGCACUGCAAGUCGCUCAACGCGAGCGUCGUGACUGUGCCCACGGAAAAAGAACAAAAGUUCCUGUUGAGCCAUCUUAGCGAUGCAACGACCAACCUAUGGAUUGGUCUCGACCACCUACCAAACAGGACGUGGGCAUGGAUAGAUGGCAACGCUGUUACUUACACCAACUGGAUCAUCGGCCAGCCUCGUCCCAAAGGCGAGGACUGCACCGAAAUACUGACCGGAACGUUGCACCCGGGACGAUGGAAUCAAGUUCGCUGCAAUGCGAAGAGGAUGCACGUCUGUGAAAAAAAACGAGACAGGUCGCUGCCUCCUCGGCCCUCGACAAAGAACAGUUCUCGAUGCGAGCUGGCAUUGCCCGGUUCCUUCGAGUACCGGCAGUCGUGCUACCGCAUGGGUUCGUACCAGGACUGGGACCGCGCCUCGGAGAACUGUGAAGCCCAGGGAGGCCAGUUGGCCGACGUCCGCGAUGUCUUCGAGGAGGCCUUCCUUUCCGUGAAGUUCAGUUUCCAAGGUGGCCUGUUUUGGAUAGGUCUGCAGGACGCAAAGGCCACGGGACUGUUCACGUGGGUGAGCGGCUGGCCGGUGCAGUACACGAACUGGGCUCCUCUGCAGCCCGGUGCUUCGAACGGCGAUCGACGAUGCAUCGCUUCCGACUUCGCCACGGGAAUGUGGAGCGUCCAACCCUGUGACACGCACCUGCCUUUCCUUUGCCAGUUUGACAAUGAGAAGCCGCCCAAGGUGACGCACCACGAUGGCCCAUGUCCCGAACACGCCAGAAACUGGAUCGACGUGGGCAACCCUUACUGCUACUUGCUCCAAGCUGAGCACGUCGUGAAUUUCAACGAAUCCGUCGCCAUCUGCAAUAGCAAAAACUCGACGCUGGCAAGUUUUCACUCUAAGGAAGAAAUUGGAAGGCUCAGUCCGUAUCUUCGCAAGUCUCAGCGCCAGCUGUGGAUUGGACUCGUCAGUGGUCACAAUGAUAGCUACGAAUGGCUGGAUGGUUCUCCGCUGAAUUACGAACACUGGAAGAAUGGCGAACCGAACAGCAUCGACGAAAACUGCGUCGAGAUGCGACAGUUCGAUGCCCUGUGGAACGACGUCCGCUGUGAUGUGAAAAACGGCUUUCUAUGCGCUGUGGAGAAAGAACCUCAAGAGGACAGAAACGAAGGUGCCGCGGCAAGUCACUCCGGCACGAAGGCCAGCGCGGGAGUGUACGUGGCCGUGGGCCUGGGUGCUCUGCUCGUGCUCGUGGCGGCUGCAUUCGCCAUUCAACAGGUGGUGAAGUACUCCCAGUUGAGGCGCCAGAACGGAGGACCGUUCUCCUUCGAGAACCACGUGUACAUCGACCCGCCCGUUCAAGAUUUAAACGCUUCGCUGUCAUGAACACCUUCACCAAUCGUGUGCCGGGUAGCAGCAACAAAGCCUCAAGAACCAACACAGUAAAAGGCACAUGAACGCUCUUAAAUCGCGGCUUCCAGCUUCAGGCCUGCAUCAUUAAUCCAGCCGUGCCUGUGUAAAGCGAACGCUUCAAGCUUAAUUGGGGUUAGCGAAUGUGCUGUACCCCGGUAAGCAGUGACAGUGAUGGCCGCACUUUGCGGGACAUUAGGACUCAGUGGGCCACGUGGACGGGUUAUCAUUUCUCACUCACCGUACGAUGGAAACUUAUUUUGUGUGUCAUAUUCAGAGCUUCGUCAGUCGAUGUUUAGAUGGAGAUACGAAGCCUUUAAUAGGUGAAAAAAAUUUACCUGUCAAUUUGUUAUAGGUACUAUCACUUCACCAAAGCAUGAAAAAAAAGGAAGCAAAAGGUACUUGUUUUUUUCUGCUUCUGAAGAGAGCGCAAAUUAGUGAAUUAUUUCAAAUUCAAUAUUUUGAAAAAUAGCGAAAGGAUGGCGAUAAAAAAUACUUGAUCUCAGAACGGUCGUUUUCGAUUUCUGUGUGCGUGUGUAUCUCUCAUCAGGGUAACACAUAUUUGAGCCUAUUUUCGUCAAUUCCUCCAUGAAAGUGUUACGCUCAACUGGCUCGUUCACAGGUUCAUGAGAAACCGAUAUUUUCAAUUGUGUUGCACCCGUCGUCCGCAGACUGCAUUGUAAACAAGGUUUCGAUCACGCGACAUCUUUAAAGCUUGGUUAAAGGUCCGAAUCGCGCUCCUUCCUAAAGAUUGUCCAUGGUUAAUAAAACUUUCGCUUAAUACUUUUUGAA